Messenger RNA from Aspergillus caelatus, 725 nucleotides. RefSeq names its product Scytalone dehydratase. Gene Ontology annotation, molecular function: scytalone dehydratase activity. The record is from RefSeq and is a predicted model, not a curated record. The coding region runs from base 233 to 694 and encodes 153 amino acids. Gene Ontology annotation, biological process: melanin metabolic process. NCBI's taxonomy places the organism in Eukaryota, Fungi, Ascomycota, Eurotiomycetes, Eurotiales, Aspergillaceae. The transcript has a single exon.
GUCUGGGUGUAUCUUGAGAUAAGCACCAAAAUUUGGGGGGCCACAUCACAGGGUAUACACCCUCUCCUUUUAAUACCACACUCUUCGCACUCUACAUCUUCCUAUUGCACUCGGCCUUGAUUACCGUGCUAGGGAAGCGGCGUGAUUAGCGGCACCGAGACAGUUAAACGAACUCUACCCGACCUCCGCACCCCAACACCCCUCCAUAACAAUCUCCACGAACUAACCAGCAAUGCCCGACUUAACUAUUCCUGUGGCGUGCCCGAACCUCCUGCACGACUGGGCAAACUACCUAGACACAAAAUCCUGGGAUCGUAUGCCGGCUAUUUUCGCGCCCAAGAUCGACCUGGAUUACUCGUCCCUCGGCCAAGUAAAAGCCACCGCUGUGGAGCCUUCUGUAUAUAUCGACCGUUACUCAAGUCCAAGCCAGUUAGGCAAUCCCGAAAUCAAGUCGCACCAUUUUGUCGGGGCGUGCAAAUGGACGCGGGAGUCGGAAUCACACAUCAAGGUUGUUUUCCAAAUCAUGGCGGUUCAUCGCAGGGCUCCAUCUGACGGUGGUGCGGCUGUGUUCGCCACGGGCCACGGUGUUAACACUAUGGACUUUGCGAUGAUUGAUGGGGAGUGGAAGAUCGCGGCGAUUAAGGUUGGGGUCCUGUUUAUGGAGGGUGAUUUCGAUGGAAUUUUCAAAGCCUAAACUUGGAGUUAUUCUGUCUGUCUGUCUGUCU